This is a messenger RNA of Rhagoletis zephyria (snowberry fruit fly), 2356 nucleotides long. It is a transcript of the gene vsg, whose product is annotated as visgun. Lineage: Eukaryota; Metazoa; Arthropoda; Insecta; Diptera; Tephritidae. Gene Ontology annotation, cellular component: cytoplasmic vesicle. The record is from RefSeq and is a predicted model, not a curated record.
AUCGAUAUUUUCGAUGCAUUGAUGUUUUUUCGACAUUCCUAGUUCCAGCCAGUCAGCUAAUCUUUUCAGGAAAAUAGGCGAUUAAUUGAUAUAAUUUUCCAUAAAUAUAUUUGUUGUUGCAAAAAUAAAAGUGCAAAUUUAGUACUAAUCGGAAGAUUCGAGCAACGCAAUACUACAAAACUGAUGCCCGUAAUUAAUUGCGUGGAUUUGCAUUCUGCCUGAACCUUUGGAUAUUAUUGCGAGACAAUUUCUGUGCACUGUAGCAAACGCCAAGAAAAGCCAUUGUUGAAAGAAUCGGAUCAAACAUGAAAUCAUCGAUGACGGGAAUGCUGUUGUGCUGCCUUCUGGCAGGACUUUGGUCAUCUGCUUAUUGUCAAGCAGCUAGAAAUGCGACUGAUGAUAACAAAUCAACGGCAAAUAUCAAAGAUCUUACACCGUCUGAUACUGUUGCAACCAAAAACGACUCAACGAGCUUGAAAGCAUCAACAGAGACAAUUACGGCAGAUCCCACUACUACCACACAGGAGUCAGUAAACACAAAAGAAACUCUAUCAACAACGGAUCAAAAUGCAACUACAACUUCUACAGCGGCAGCACCUGACCAAAACACCACCACUACAACUGCUCCUCCACCAACAACAACAACCCUUCCGACCACUUCUACCACAGCUUCGCCAAACACUACCACUACCACUCCAUCGACGUCCACCACAACAACCGUUGCGCCAGACAACAGCACAACAACUGUUGCGCCAAACAACAGCACAACAACUGUGGCGCCAGACAACAGCACAACAACUACGACCACAACAGCUGCACCACCAACUCCACGUCCACCAUGCAAUCAUUUUGAUUUUCCAUCCUUCAUUGGUGGUAUAGUAUUGACGUUGGGUAUUUUGGCCAUCAGUUUGGUUGCCUACAAAUUUUACAAGGCCCGCAACGAGCGCAACUACCACACCCUUUGAGCCGCCACUGCUUUUACGUCGGCAUUUAAUGCAGCAGCCAACACAGCGCCGUCCAAUUCAAGCAGCAUAGACGUCGAACGUGUGCGUUUCGUACAGCCCUCGUUUCCGUUGCGAUCACCACCACAACCCGCUCCAUCGGCAGAGUCCUCCGGCGCUGUUCCACCAUCGUCACCAUCCAUUCGACAACGGUUGCUGCAAACAUAAUCAAAUACUGAAAAGUAAAUAAUGGAUGUAUUAAGUAAACUUCCCUCUUUCUAAUUAAAUAUCUGUGUAUAUCCAACAACAGUAAUAAAUAUCUUUCUGCACUCUAUGUAAAACAAAAACUGCAUACAUAAUGUAGUUAAACUAUGCCACACAAAAUGCGUAAAGUUUCUCAUAUCUUCUCCGCUAAUGUCCCAAAGGUAAAAUUUACUUUAAAAGAGAAAAAACUUUGGAUUAGGAGUGUUAGCUGGUUUGCCGCUUAUUUACUCGGGUUAUUUUAAUGAAAUUUCAUUUAAAUUUUCCGUGCAUUAGUAUGAAAAUAUGGAUUUGAAAGUAAUUGCUAAAUAUUAAAGGCGGCUCGACUGUUUGAUUAAACCAGAAUGAAGACAAUUUUUUUUUUGUUUUAAUUGAAGGAUUGUUAAAAAGUCACAUAAUGCUCCAUAAACUAUCAUUUAGAUUCCCUAAAACGAGUGCAAUGAAUAUGCAACCUUGGUUUAUUCGAAGAUGUCGAACCUUCUAUUACCGAGAUUGGUGCUCGAAACCCUGUACUAAAUAUAUUUUAACGUACACAUACAAAAAUAAACCAAUGUAUGGAUGUGCAAACAGGCAAAAUAAUUUCUUAAUGAAAUCAAAGUGCUGGCGGUGUUUUUCUUGUCACGAAACAAUUGUGUAUGAGUAACUUAAGUGAGGUGUAGAUACUUGUUUAAAUAAAAUUAAAUCACGUAUACAUGUACGUAUUUAGAAAAAAAUGCAGUGCAUACAUAUCGUCACCUGAAAUGCAAAAUAACGUAUCAUCAUCGUCACUGAAAUGGAAAGUCGUGAAAUUUUUUUUUUUUUGGCAUAAAACGAUGUGGGGAGUGAGCUGUAGUAAUUUGAUGAAAUCUAUCAUAGCAAUCAAAAAGUGAAUUUUGAAUUUUUUAUGAGUUACCGACCUUUUGCAUUUCAGGUGACGAUAUGUAUGCAUAUUAUAUUAGAAAACAAAUGCGCAUACCUUCAUGGAACAGCAAGCAUGCACACUAAGCGUAUUAUCGAACAUGUGUAAUGCAAUAAAUUAAUUUACUAUCACUUGCUUAAAACUACGUAAUUGAACUAAUGCGAUUCAAAUAUGUACUAUAUAUUCGCAUUUAUAAUUAUGUAUUGCCGGUUUACUAUAUAAUUUGAAAUAAAUCCUAAAAUAUGUGAACAAACUA